AUGGCUCGAGUUCCAGCAAUAAAAAGGCGCAAGCUUACUCCUCCUCCCACUGAUGGCGAGGAUUCAUCCCCAUCCACCCUCGACAAUGUGCCCCAGACCAGCGACUUCUUCAAGCAGGCGUCGAGCUGGAAUCUAGAGCAGGACUACGAGGCGAGACCGCGGAUCGGCAAGAAGAAGGACAAGGAGAGCACACGGCUGCCAAUCAAAACAUCAGAUGGUUUGAUCCAGGAGCUCGAGGUUCCAGAGGAAACCAAGGAUGCCGACAGCGAAAAGGAAUGGCUGGGCGCGGAGGAGUCUGAGGAAGAUGAGCCCGAAGUCGAGAAAAAACCCAUCGUUCCGAUGCGACAGCAGAUUCUCGAGGCACAGGAGGAAAUGGCCCGGAUAGCAUUGAUGGUCACCCAAGAGGAUCCGGAAGAGCACGUGGGGGCCUUCAAGGCUUUAGCGCAAUUUGGGCAGCAUCACAACACGACGAUCAAAAAGCUGGCUCUGAAGGUCCAACUUUCGGUUUACAAAGAUGUCAUUCCAGGCUACAGGAUACGACCGUUGUCAGAGGUGGACAUGGAGACCAAGGUGUCCAAGGAGGUGCGGAAGCUAAGAGCCUAUGAGCAGGCUCUUGUCGGCGGAUACCAAGGGUACGUUCGUGAGUUGGGGAAGCUGGCACAGUCUGGGAGAUCCGGGAAUUCGAGGGACGGAGGGGCGAGCUUAGGAAGUGUCGCGGUGUCCUGUGUCUGUUCUCUGCUAACUGAGGUGCCGCACUUCAAUUUCCGUGGAGAUUUGUUGAAAAUUCUGGCGAAGAAGCUCAGCGUGAGGAUCAAGGACGAGGACUUUGUCAAAUGUCGAGAAACAAUCGAGACUGUAUUCCGGGAUGACGAAGAUGGCACUCCGUCUCUGGACGCCGUGGCCAUUUUGACGAGGAUGAUGAAGGAGCGGUCGUACCGUGUGGACGAGAGCGUCUUGAAUACGUUUUUGCAUCUGCGGCUGCUGACCGAAUUCUCAUGGAGAGCAUCGACAAACCAUAUCGACAAACCCGAGAACAAAUUCGAGAGAAAAAUCAAGGAGAAGAGGGUGUUCCGGACCAAGAAGGAGAGGAAGAUGAUGAAGGAGCGGAAGGCGGUUGAGAAGGAGAUGGAACAGGCUGAUGCUACUGUGAGCCAUGAGGACCGGGACCGAAUGCAGUCCGAGACCUUGAAGCUGGUAUUCGUCACGUACUUGCGGAUUCUGAAAAUGCGAUCCGCCCACCUCAUGGGUGCUGUAUUGGAAGGGUUGGCUCGCUACGCACAUCUCAUCAACCAGGACCUGUUCGGGGACCUUCUCGAGGCUUUGAAGGAUCUCAUCGGCCAUGCCGAGACAGGUGACGAUGUUGAUGAGGACCCUGAGGACAUAGAAACAUCGAGGAAUCUUACCCGCGAAGCACUCCUCUGCAUCAUCACAGCAUUCGCUCUGCUCGAGGGUCAAGACGCCGCCAAAGCCCAAGCAAGCCUCAGUCUUGAUCUUACUUUCUUUAUCACCCACCUCUACCGAACCCUGCACGCCCUCUCCCUGAACCCCGACAUCGAACUGAGCGCCAAGUCCCUGCAUCUUCCAGAUCCUAACAUGCCGACAUGGUCUCACGAAAACAAAGUCAACAUCCAAACCACGACUGUUCUCCUCCUCCGCUCUCUCUCGUCGAUCCUCACCCCCAACCUGGCUGCUCGUGCCGUUCCACCUCUCCGCAUCGCCGCCUUCACGAAGCAACUUGCUACAACAUCGCUCCAUCUACCGGAGAAGUCAUGCACUGCGAUGGUCACGUUCCUUGGCAAAGUCACCAAAAUUCAGGAGAAGAAGGUCGCUUCGUUGUGGAAUACGGAAGAGCGACGUGGAGAUGGCGUCUUCGACGCGUUGACUGGAGAGGUUGAAGGCAGCAACCCCUUUGCUGCCACCAUUUGGGAAGGAGAGCUGCUGAGGAAACAUUUCUCGCCCAACGUCAGAGAUGGUGUGAAGGCAAUGGAAAAGAACAUCUUAGGUUUAAGAUAG
Messenger RNA from Drepanopeziza brunnea f. sp. 'multigermtubi' MB_m1, 2013 nucleotides. RefSeq lists its product as uncharacterized. Gene Ontology annotation, molecular function: chromatin binding. Lineage: Eukaryota; Fungi; Ascomycota; Leotiomycetes; Helotiales; Drepanopezizaceae. The record is from RefSeq and is a predicted model, not a curated record. Gene Ontology annotation, cellular component: nucleolus. Gene Ontology annotation, biological process: DNA replication initiation.